AUUUAAGGCGUCGAGGAGAAAAAAGAGGGAGGAAAACUCAGAAAUAAAAAGAGUCUAAGGAAUGCCUUCGUAUUGGAGUCUAGUGAGCCAUCUCACAGUCUAGCAGAGGCAAACUAGACUAUAAUUUUGAGGGAAGAAUAGCAGAGCGAAGCAAGCAUUCGAUUCGAUCUGUUAUUAACAGGUGGAAAAAAGCAUGGCGCUUGCUCAGCCCCUUGUUAAGAAAGACGACGAUAGAGAUGAGGAAGCUGAUUACUCUCCCUUUCUUGGCAUUGAAAAGGGAGCAGUCCUACAGGAAGCUCGCGUGUUCAAUGAUCCUCAACUGGAUGCUAGACGCUGUGCACAGGUCAUCACCAAGCUUUUGUAUUUGAUCAACCAAGGAGAGACCUUUACAAAGGUUGAAGCUACAGAAGUUUUCUUUGCUGUCACCAAGCUUUUCCAGUCUAAGGAUACUGGUUUGAGAAGGAUGGUUUAUUUGAUCAUCAAGGAGCUUUCUCCUUCUGCUGAUGAGGUUAUUAUUGUUACAAGUUCAUUAAUGAAAGACAUGAAUAGCAAGACAGAUAUGUACAGGGCCAACGCAAUACGGGUUUUAUGCAGAAUCACAGAUGGUACUUUGUUGGGUCAAAUUGAGAGAUAUCUAAAACAAGCCAUUGUUGAUAAAAAUCCUGUUGUAGCCAGUGCUGCUCUUGUUAGUGGAAUUCAUUUGCUUCAGACCACUCCAGAUAUUGUCAAGCGUUGGAGUAAUGAGGUACAAGAAGCAAUUCAGUCCCGCGCUGCUCUUGUACAAUUUCAUGCACUAGCCUUGCUUCAUCAGAUUCGACAAAAUGACCGCUUAGCUGUAAGCAAGCUUGUGACUAGUCUAACCAGAGGAACAGUUCGAUCACCUUUAGCUCAAUGCCUCUUGAUCCGUUAUACCAGCCAGGUUAUACGAGAAUCAAAUGUAAAUUCACAAACAGGCGAUCGUCCAUUCUAUGAUUAUUUGGAAGGAUGCUUGCGCCACAAAGCAGAAAUGGUCAUAUUUGAAGCCGCAAGAGCUAUAACAGAAUUGAAUGGGGUGACCAGUCGAGAGUUGACUCCAGCUAUUACUGUUUUGCAACUGUUUUUAAGCUCAUCAAAGCCGGUUCUCCGGUUUGCAGCUGUUCGCACUUUAAACAAGGUUGCAAUGACACAUCCAUUGGCAGUUACAAACUGCAACAUUGAUAUGGAGAGUCUAAUAUCAGAUCAAAACCGGAGCAUAGCCACUCUGGCUAUCACUACACUUUUAAAAACAGGAAAUGAAUCAAGUGUGGAUCGUUUGAUGAAGCAAAUUACAAAUUUUAUGUCAGAUAUAGCAGACGAGUUCAAGAUUGUUGUUGUGGAAGCUAUUCGAUCUUUGUGCUUGAAAUUCCCACAGAAAUAUCGUACACUAAUGAACUUUUUGAGUAACAUACUCCGAGAAGAAGGAGGAUUUGAGUAUAAGAAAGCUAUUGUAGAUUCUAUUCUUAUUCUUAUAAGGGAUAUUCCAGAAGCAAAAGAAAGUGGCCUGUCUCAUCUCUGUGAGUUUAUUGAAGAUUGUGAAUUCACAUAUCUUUCAACGCAGAUUCUUCAUUUUCUUGGUCACGAAGGACCAAAGACUGCAGACCCUAGCAAGUAUAUUCGUUAUAUAUACAAUAGAAUUAUUCUUGAAAAUGCAACAGUUAGGGCAAGUGCUGUGAGUGCACUAGCAAAGUUCGGUGCCCUGGUUGAGUCUUUAAAGCCUCGCAUAUUUGUACUAUUGCGUCGAUGCCUCUUUGACAAUGAUGAUGAGGUUCGGGAUCGAGCUACACUCUACCUAAAUGCUCUUGGUGGGGAUGUUCAUUCAGACGAGACUGGCAAGGAUGUGAAGGAUUUCAUUUUUGGUACCUUGGACUUCCCACUGGUUAACCUUGAAGCAAGUUUACAGGCAUAUGAAGCUAGUGAAGAACCUUUUAGCUUGGUUUCUGUUCCAAAGGAGGUCAAAUCACAGCCAUUGGCAGAGAAGAAGGCUUCUGGUAAAAAAGCAGCUGCGACAAAUGCUGGGUCUGUUGCUGUUAAAUCUGUUUCAGAGACAUAUGAAAGCUUACUUGCCUCCAUUCCAGAGUUUUCGGCCUUUGGCAAACUUUUUAAGUCUUCAGCACCUGUGGAACUCACUGAAGCAGAGACAGAGUACUCAGUGAAUGUUGUGAAACAUAUUUAUUCUAAUCAUGCGGUGUUUCAAUACAACUGCACGAACACUAUACCAGGACAAGUAUUGGAAAAUGUACGUGUAGAAGUGGAUCCAUCCGAUCCGGAUGAAUUUAUAGAAUUGGCAUCCAAACCUCUGAGGUCACUGCCUUGUGAUUCACCGGGGCAGGUCUUUGUGGCUUUUAAAAUACAAGAAGGAGCUCACCCUACUGGAAAAUUUGCAAACUUGAUGAAAUUUAUAAUGAAAGAGGUUGAUCCUGCCUCUGGAGACGUAGAAGAAGAGGGAGUUGAAGAUGAAUACCAACUAGAAGAAUUGGAGGUGAAUCCAGCAGAUUACAUGUUGAAGGUCGGGGUUUCAAAUUUCAGAAAUGCAUGGGAGUCAUUAGGGGCAGACAAUGAACGUGUGGAUGACUAUGGUCUUGGUGUGAGGGAGAGUUUAGUAGAAGCUGUAAAAGCUGUAAUUGAGCUUCUUGGAAUGCAGCCAUGUGAGGGAACUGAUGUGGUGCAAAGCAAUUCAAGGUCGCAUACAUGUCUAUUGGCCGGUAGAUUCAUUGGCGAUGUCCAAGUGCUUGUUAGAUUAUCUUUUGGUAUUGAUGGGCCUAAUCAAGUUGCUAUGAGGGUUGCCGUAAGGUCUGAGGAUGAAUAUGUCAGUGGUGUCAUCCAUGAUAUUGUUAGUGAAAGCUAAGGCUGCAGAUAUUUUUGGAUAAUGUAGUAGUUAGUUGAAAUUGAUCUGUUAAGUCUUAACGACACUUAGUAUUAUGUCCAAAUGGACAUUUGUGCACCAUGACCGCAUCGAUUUUCCAUAGUAGGCUCCCUUACCACAUUGCAGAGAAACUGGUAUGGUGCAAAUCAUUUGAUUUAUAUUUCUCUUUUUGGUUUGGAGUAUGAAUUUAACCUGCGCUUAUGGGUUAAUGUAAGAGUUAAUACUUAUUCAUUCAUUUCGUUUCUGUUUCCUCUUAUACUGAUUACUUUGCGAUGAAACAUUUAUUCUGUUCGAAGAUUAAUGAUUGUAAUGUAAUAUUAAUGCAAUUCUUUCAAUGUUA
Messenger RNA from Cryptomeria japonica (Japanese cedar), 3221 nucleotides. Its product is annotated as coatomer subunit gamma-2. Gene Ontology annotation, biological process: endoplasmic reticulum to Golgi vesicle-mediated transport; protein secretion; intracellular protein transport. Lineage: Eukaryota; Viridiplantae; Streptophyta; Pinopsida; Cupressales; Cupressaceae. Gene Ontology annotation, cellular component: endoplasmic reticulum-Golgi intermediate compartment; Golgi membrane; COPI vesicle coat. The coding region runs from base 194 to 2863 and encodes 889 amino acids. The record is from RefSeq and is a predicted model, not a curated record. The transcript is spliced from 19 exons. Gene Ontology annotation, molecular function: structural molecule activity.